CAGGCGUACGGUAUGAUCAUAUAUUUUAUGACACAAGUGUGAGCUGCGGAUUUACUGAGUGCAACGAUAAACACCGACGACCAAUGGGACACUGCAGUGCAAGAUCAUCUAUAAAACAACAAUAAUAAUAUCACUAUACACAGAUCGUCGUCGCGCAUUCAAUCGUUUUGUACAAUUUUAAUUAAAUUAUGUUUCGUCGAACGUGCGACCGAUCGGUUUUUUUUGCGGCGGCGGCUCGUCGAGCAACUUUUACGAGCAACGAUGGCUCGGGUCCACGACCGCUUGACGGCGUUCGGGUGGUGGACAUGAGCAGGGUGGCUGCUGGUCCUUACUGUGCGAUGGUGCUAGCUGAUAUGGGCGCGGACGUUAUAAAAAUCGAGAGACCGGUGACCGGCGAUGACAGCCGUAGUUACGGGCCGCCGUUUGUAGACGUCUGCGGCAACGGUGGUGGUGGCGAGAGCCGUUUGAGCUUAUACUUCGUCUCGCUGAACCGGAACAAGCGAAGUGUGUGCGUGGACUUCCAGCAGCCAGAUGGCCGGGCGAUCAUUCGAAAGUUGGUUGAGCAGUCACACGUGCUCAUCGAGAACUACAUACCCGGCACGUUGGACAGACAUGGCAUUGGAUACGAAAAUUUACGCAAGAUAAAUCAGAAAUUAGUAUUUUGUUCGAUAACUGGUUAUGGAUCCAAGGGACCAUGGAACCAAAAACCAGGUUAUGACAUUAUUGCUGCUUCAAUCGGUGGUCUAAUUAACGCCACCGGUGACGCCGUUCCAGCAAAAUGUGCUAUACCCAUUACCGAUUUAAUGACUGGCAUGUAUGCUCAUGGUGCCAUUUUAGCGGCUUUAUAUCGCGGCGUAGGUGACAAAAUUGACUGUGAUCUAUUGUCGACGCAGCUUUCAAUGAUGUUCAAUUUGGGAUCAAAUUAUUUAAACGCAGGCAUGCUAACGAAACGAUGGGGCACUGAACAUGAAAGUAUGGUUCCAUACAAAGCAUUUAAAACGUUGAAUGGCUUCCUUACUUUUGGUACGGGCAACAACGUACAAUUUAAAUCAUUUUGCGAUCGCAUAUCAAUUCCAGAAUUAGCUACGGACGAACGAUUCAUGAACAAUGAAUGUCGCGUUAAGAAUCGAGAACAGUUAUAUAACAUCAUCGAACCAAUUUUAGAAUCCAAAACAAACGAAGAGUGGAUGACGAUUUUUGAAGGAGUACCUUUUCCUUAUGGUCCCGUUAAUGAUAUGGCACAAGCAUUUAACAACGAACAUGUUAAGGAAAUAAAUAUUGUCCAAGAUAUUGAGUGCUCAUACAACGCAAAACUUAAAAUAGUCGGUCCGGCAGUUACAUUCAAGAAUAGCAGUAAUACAAUCCGAAGAGAGCCACCGUUGUUGGGUCAACAUACAAAUGAAGUAUUAACUUCUCUAGGAUACAGCACUAAAGAAAUUGAUUUAUUGCGCUCAAAAACCGUAAUAUGAUUAUUAUUGUUUGUUUUUUUUACAAUUUUAUUUUUGUUUAUUUAAAUAUAUUUGGUUAUACACUUUUUUU
This is a messenger RNA of Diuraphis noxia (Russian wheat aphid), 1539 nucleotides long. RefSeq names its product succinyl-CoA:glutarate CoA-transferase. Gene Ontology annotation, cellular component: mitochondrion. Gene Ontology annotation, molecular function: succinate-hydroxymethylglutarate CoA-transferase activity. Lineage: Eukaryota; Metazoa; Arthropoda; Insecta; Hemiptera; Aphididae. The record is from RefSeq and is a predicted model, not a curated record.